Molecule: messenger RNA, 648 nt
Organism: Protopolystoma xenopodis
Lineage: Eukaryota; Metazoa; Platyhelminthes; Monogenea; Polystomatidea; Polystomatidae
Source: the annotation of a GenBank genome assembly
AUGGUUGGCAAAUGCCAGCGUCGCGAUCCACCAUGUAAGUAUCUGCAUCCACCGCAGCACCUGAUGGAGCAGUUGCGCCAGAAUGGUCGCACCAACCUGGUGAUGAAAAACAUGCAUCUCCAGCUGCUGCAGCAACAGUUACUCGCACAGUCGGCCGCAGUGGCCGCGGCCGCGGCCAAUCUGAACGCCGGUGGGGGCGCCAAUGUCAACGUGAAUGGCAGCGUGUCUGCGUCGCAGUCGGCGUCGAACGGACACUUGACUCCGGGCGUUGGAGUUGGUCUGGGUCCUCCGUCGGCAGCUUCAGCAGCCGCCGCGGCCGCGGCUGCAGCCGCAGCCCUCAUGUCCGGGGGCUCCAGACUGUCGGUGGCCAGUCCACCGACGGGGGGACUCGCGCUGUCCGGAGCCGGUGGAGGUCAGGUGAGUCCGACAGCAGCAAUUGCCGCUGCAGCUAUGGCUGCCGCUUACGCCAAGGGCCUGGCCGCAGCAGUUUCGGCGGCCGGGUCUCCGCAUUCAGCGCCUGGUGGGGGGCAGUGUCAAAGUCCCGGAGUUGGACUCGCUCACAUGUCCGGCCUGGGAAUACCGACUAUAUCCGUCUCAGAAGCUAUGGCGGCUGCUGCCGCAGCAGCAGCAGCUGCCGCAGCCAACUCG